Adineta steineri is the source of this 549-nucleotide messenger RNA. The record is from the annotation of a GenBank genome assembly. Lineage: Eukaryota; Metazoa; Rotifera; Eurotatoria; Adinetida; Adinetidae.
AUGCUUGGUGGAUUUUUUAAAGUAACCCUAUCUCUUCAUGUUUUGAUCCUGUUCGUUACUCUUCUAUGGCAAGUAGCAACUGCAAAUACUUCAUCGAACCUGGAAAUUGACAAUAGUUUGGCUAAAUCAAAUGAAGAAAUCUCUCAUUUAUUAGCUAAUAAUAACGAACAAAAAAGUGUAAAUCUGGUGAAUCCUUCAUUAAAUAAUCCAGCAGCCAGUCAUAAAUCUCUUCAUAACAAAAAACGUAUUCACUCACGAUCACGUCGUCGUUAUAGAAAAAAAUUGCAUCCAAAUACUGAACUACCAAAUUCAUCAAAUGGUAUUCAAUCAGAAGGUAGGCAUAAAAAAAAAUCUCGAUUAUCCAAACAAAUUCGUUCUAUAGUAGAUAAUCGUCUGAAACGUUUUCGAAUGUUAAAUCCAGAAGAAUUUCAAGAAAUGCUCAGCUCAAUGAGCCAACAACAACCAGAUGAACAACGAACAGGAUACAAUCCUAUGAAUACACUCGAUGGUAUACAACUUGAAAGUAAAUUUAAUUAUUAUUAUGAUUAA